Hippocampus zosterae (dwarf seahorse) is the source of this 2462-nucleotide messenger RNA. It is a transcript of the gene etfdh, whose product is annotated as electron transfer flavoprotein dehydrogenase. Gene Ontology annotation, biological process: electron transport chain. NCBI's taxonomy places the organism in Eukaryota, Metazoa, Chordata, Actinopteri, Syngnathiformes, Syngnathidae. The transcript is spliced from 13 exons. The record is from RefSeq and is a predicted model, not a curated record. Gene Ontology annotation, molecular function: electron-transferring-flavoprotein dehydrogenase activity; iron-sulfur cluster binding. Gene Ontology annotation, cellular component: mitochondrial inner membrane. The coding region runs from base 167 to 2041 and encodes 624 amino acids.
AUCACUACAACGUAGUGUUAUGAAGCUACGGUUUCCUAAGGUUGCAGCGUGUCUAUGGUACCCGUUACAUAACCUCAUCGACGGUCACCACCAGACAAAAGAUUGCUUAAGGCUUUUCGUGUGCACGAAGAGGAGACAUUAGCAGUAACUAACCAGCUGUGGCGAGAUGUUCCCAGCUACCAGAUACUCCUGUCAUGCCUCUAGGUGCAUCAGGGCCUUGAAGACGGUGCAAAUUGACCACACGUCACCUCAACUGUACACUACGUUAGGCAGACGGAGCUGUUCUUCGCCGUCCACGCCUCGCAUCACAACCCACUACACUAUACAUCCCCGGGAAAAAGAUCCAAGAUGGGAAGGCGUGGAAAUGGAAAGGUUCGCGGAUGAGGCGGACGUGGUGAUCGUGGGCGGCGGUCCCGCCGGUCUGUCGGCCGCCAUUCGCCUCAAGCAGCUGGCUAACGAGCAGGAGAAGGAGCUGCGCGUGUGCCUGGUGGAGAAGGCGUCUCAGAUGGGGGCGCACACGCUGUCGGGGGCCUGCCUGGAGCCCAGCGCACUCUAUGAACUCUUCUCCGACUGGAAGGAACGGGGGGCUCCUCUCAACACACCAGUCACUGAGGAUAUCUUCAGCAUUUUGACAGAGAAGCACAGGAUCCCCGUUCCCAUGUUGCCAGGUCUGCCAAUGAGGAACCACGGCAACUACAUAAUUCGUUUGGGCAACUUUGUCCGCUGGCUGGCCGAGCAGGCUGAGGAACUUGGAGUGGAGUUAUAUCCUGGUUACGCCGCCUCUGAGGUUUUGUUCCACGAAGACGGAAGCGUCAAAGGAAUCGCCACCAAUGACGUCGGCAUCGCCAAAGAUGGCUCACCAAAGGACGUCUUUGAGCGGGGGAUGGAGCUCCACGCCAAGGUGACGUUGUUCGGAGAGGGAUGUCACGGCCAUCUCGCCAAGCAGCUCUACAAACGCUUCAACCUGCGUGAGAACUGCGAGCCUCAGACAUAUGCCAUCGGCCUCAAGGAGGUGUGGACCAUUGAAGAGAAGAAGUGGCGUCCUGGCCGAGUGGAGCAUUCGGUGGGAUGGCCUCUCAACAGGAAUACCUAUGGAGGUUCCUUCCUGUAUCACCUCAACGAAGGAGAGCCCAUGGUGGCUCUGGGCUUUGUGGUGGGCCUGGACUACUCGAACCCUUACUUGAACCCCUUCCGGGAGUUCCAGCGGUGGAAGCAUCACCCCUUCGUCGCCCCCACACUGGAGGGUGGCCACAGGAUCGCGUACGGAGCCCGUGCCCUGAACGAGGGCGGCUUCCAGUCUGUCCCUAAACUGACGUUCCCGGGUGGCCUUCUGAUUGGCUGCAGCCCCGGCUUCAUGAACGUGCCAAAGAUCAAAGGUACACACACGGCCAUGAAGAGCGGCAUGCUGGCAGCGGAGGCUAUUUUCCCACGAGUGGUCGCGGCGGCUGAGGGUGGCGAAGCGGAGACGGCGGGUCUGCACAUUCCUGAGUACGCUGAGGCCCUGAAGGCGUCCUGGGUGUGGAAGGAGCUCCGCGCCGUUCGGAACAUCCGACCAUCCUUCCACAACUACUUUGGUCUGUACGGCGGCAUGAUCUACACUGGGAUCUUCUACUGGAUCCUAAGGGGCAAAGAGCCAUGGACGCUCAAACACUGCGGUCGCGAUGCCGAUCAGCUAAAGCCGGCCAAGGACUGCACACCCAUCGAGUAUCCCAAACCCGACGGAAAGAUCAGCUUUGACCUGCUGUCUUCCGUGGCGCUCAGUGGCACCAACCAUGAAGGAGACCAGCCCGCACACCUUACCCUCAUAGAUGACAGUGUGCCCAUCAACAAGAACCUCGCCAUCUACGACGGGCCCGAACAGCGCUUCUGCCCGGCGGGCGUGUACGAGUAUGUUCCCGUGGAAACGGGCGACGGCAUGCGGCUGCAGAUCAACGCUCAGAACUGCGUACACUGCAAGACGUGCGACAUCAAGGACCCUAGCCAGAACAUCAACUGGGUGGUCCCGGAAGGAGGAGGUGGACCGGCCUACAAUGGAAUGUAAAUAAAGCACCCUGGCCACCAUUUGAGGAACAUUCGGUAAACUUGAAUGACUGAAUGAGUAUUCAGGGCCUCUUGCCAGUAAGUAUGUGCCUACCGUUGCUGUUAUACAGUCAAAAGUGUGAAUAUGGUUUAUCCAUAUAUUUUUAAAAAGUGUUCAGACUUUUGACUGGUAGUGGUAUAAGGACUGUAAUAACUAGGAACACAAAUCAUGUUUUAAGAGCCUGGAUUUUAUUAAUUUAUCAUGUGACACUACCGCGACAGAACAAAGUGUGGUUUGAACAUGUCAUUUGCAUAAAGUGGCCUUCAAGUAUAUUAAAUGUAGACUUCCAGCAAGCGUUUUUGAUAAGUUAACAUUUAUUCCAGGUACAUGUUGUACUGUACAUAUUGUCACAUCAGUGAAUAAACUACUUGACUCUUCUGCA